Messenger RNA from Serendipita indica DSM 11827, 1716 nucleotides. NCBI's taxonomy places the organism in Eukaryota, Fungi, Basidiomycota, Agaricomycetes, Sebacinales, Serendipitaceae. The record is from the annotation of a GenBank genome assembly.
AUGAGUUGCUCGAGACCAGUCCCAGAGAAGCGUACAAAAUAUGUCCCUCGCGCGAUGCUCGUUGGAAAGCCGCUCGUCCCAAAGACAGCACUCCCAAACUCUCCUAGCGAAACUUUGGCUCGCUCAGUCAACAAGUCUUCGUAUGCCAUUGGCGCGGUUGCCCGAACAAUUUGUCCACAGAAGUUUGUAUUAGAUCAAACAUCAAGGGAGAAUGUACUGUUCACAUCGAGAGCGCAGCAAGGAAUUGACGCACACCAAGAACUCCUUAAGAAACCUGUCAGACAGGAGCAUGAAUAUCAACAUCUCAAGCCAUCUACUGAUGAGGAAGAGGCGGCUUUCCUGUUUGCAUAUCUACCCCAGCGCGUCAAUAACCUCGUCAAGGACAAUAAAGUGGGAGAAUUUCCAGUCUUUGGAUAUCUUUUCGACAGACCGUUCUCAGGUGCUGUUGAUGAGAUUCGACUCGACAGGGGCACACCUAAUCCAACCGUCAUCGUCAACGAGUUGAAGACGACUGUGAAAGCUAAUAUCGGGGACUGGUCAAGGGCAGGCGCGGAGAUGCAAGCAACUCUGUACCUCUAUUUUCUACGGCAGAUGAUGGACAAGAGCCAGCCAUUCGACUUUGACACUUAUUUUUUGGCUCGCGGUCUCAAACCCAAGCGUCCAUUUAGCUCAGAGUACGCAAUCGAUCUGCUUGAGAAGAUGAUUCCUGCUAUGCGUCGGCCUACGAGCUCUAUUGAUCCAAGACCAAUCGAUCUACGUGACCUCGGGAGAAGAUGGAAUCACUACAUUCAAACCUUACCAAAAUUUACGUUCCCUGAUUAUACCUUGUUGACUGUUGUACGCUUGCACGAAAUUUCCAAAGUUCCAGGCUUUGGCAAGUUCGGUCAUGCGGAGACGACCAAGACGCCAUACAGUAUCGAGAAGGUCAUGAAUGGUAUCAAACCUCUCAUCGACAUUUUAGAUGGACACAAGGGUAUGCAUGGUCCUCCAACCGAGCUUCGUGGAUUAUGUAAUACAUGUGGACAUAAAAAGUCGUGUCUAGUCAGGCCAAAAUCGCCCCCAGGGCAUGCUCGUGCGAUCAAGGUCUUGCGGCCAAAUCCAGUCGCCCCGAAUAAGCCAGACAAAGCCACAACUGCGGCAGCAAAUGUGUAUAAGUACUGGGCGGAAACGUUCACGGCCCCGAGACAACCAAAGUCGUCCAAAGUCGCCAAAGCGGAUGCAAAGCCGAAACGGGCCCACGUAGAGGACCCUAGUUGGGACCGGAAGCUACAACAAAUACACUCUGCUAACCAGCGACGGAUUCUUCGACAGCAGCUCAAGUCGCGAGAGGAGGCCGUUCGGAACUCCAAAGACUCAGACAUGUUCACGGGCGUCGUUCCAUAUUCCGCGCCAAAGUCAACAGAUCUGGUAAAGGUAGCCCCCCUUAGCCCCAGUAAUAAGCGCAGCCGUUUGAGACGGCGACGAGGGGUAACGCCAUUGAGCUUAGCACGACUAGUUCCGCGGCAGCCCGUCAUUCCAAAAUAUGUCGAGGAUACAUGGAAGUACGAGUUUCCGACAAAUUCGAACCUAAUGGCUCAACUAGAGCCAUCCAAUAUAUUGGUGACCCCAGCGGAUGCUGGCCAGCCGACUGAUGCUGAUCGUGAGGCUGAAGAACGCGAGGCGCGACGGGCGAAACGGCGACGAGAACGUGCAGAAAAUCAAGCAGAUGUACCAUAG